GAAAAGAAGCAAAAAAUUUCUCCAAAGACAAUCAACUACACGUUAUGCAUCCCAACUAGUAUCAUAAGUAGAUCCAAUGCUAAAAAUUUACAACAAGCUACAGGGAUAUUGUAUCAAAUUGCUAAAGUCGCCACUAUAUAUAAUGUUGGAGAAAUAAUAAAGUUUGAUGAUAUAGAUUCUAAUGCUAAAAAAGAAGCAGAAUUGAAAAAUCAAGUUAGUGAAGAUGCUAUGUUAAUUGCAACUAUUUUACAAUAUUUCGUUACACCACCAUAUCUAACGAAAACUUUAUUCAAAACAAAAUUUUUCAAAAAUUUCCAAUAUGCUAAAACUUUUCCUAAACUAACAACAUUACCAUUCAUGAGUGAUGAAGUUGAAUCUAAAUAUCGUGAAGGGCUGACUGUAACAAUGGGUAAAUCCUCUAAACCAUUAACCAAGAAUAAAAAAUCUCAACCAUUAAAGAAUACAAAAUAUGUUAAUAUUGGGUACGAUAAAUAUCUAGAAUUAUCAGGACAACAAGUUCCAACAAAUGUUAGAGUUACAGUUGAUACAGAGACCAAGAAAGUUGUUUCACCAUUAGAAGCUUAUCAAGAUCAAGUUGGUGCCAAAUCUUCAUAUGGUUAUCAUGUCAGAAUUGCAAAGACUUUUACAUCAAUCUUUACAGGAUCUAGUUAUCCAGAUGGUUAUUCACAGAGUAUUUAUGUGAAUAGUGGUGAUUAUUUCCAUCAUCAUAAGGAUGUUGAGCUAAAAGAGAUUGGAUCUAUUGAUACUUCAAAAGAAUCAAAUUUGUUAUUAGUUAUUGGGAAAUGGAAUGAUGUUGAAUAUUCAUUUAGUCAAGAUGCUAAAAAUUUGGAAGGUGUCAGUAAUGCUAAAGAGUUUUUCGAUGGACAAGUUAAAAUACCCUCAGGUACAAAAGUUGAAGACGGAUCAAUGAUUGCAUUGACUAAACUUGUGAAUAUAUAA
Molecule: messenger RNA, 960 nt
Organism: Hansenula anomala
Lineage: Eukaryota; Fungi; Ascomycota; Saccharomycetes; Phaffomycetales; Wickerhamomycetaceae
Gene: UPA2
Product: putative methyltransferase
Exons: 2
Source: RefSeq, a predicted model, not a curated record